Cephus cinctus (wheat stem sawfly) is the source of this 1907-nucleotide messenger RNA. Its product is annotated as bone morphogenetic protein receptor type-1B. NCBI's taxonomy places the organism in Eukaryota, Metazoa, Arthropoda, Insecta, Hymenoptera, Cephidae. Gene Ontology annotation, cellular component: signaling receptor complex; plasma membrane. Gene Ontology annotation, molecular function: ATP binding; SMAD binding; transforming growth factor beta receptor activity, type I. Gene Ontology annotation, biological process: BMP signaling pathway; cellular response to growth factor stimulus; dorsal/ventral pattern formation. The transcript is spliced from 5 exons. The coding region runs from base 313 to 1821 and encodes 502 amino acids. The record is from RefSeq and is a predicted model, not a curated record.
UAAGAACUUCCAACACAAUAUCCAACGCUGAUUUUACAGUAGAUAAAUAGUAGGAAUAAGGGUAAGGCACUGAUUAUCAUCAGUAAAAUAAAAAAUAUGUUUCUAUGCAAUGCUAAGAAUUUCGAAAAACCGUCCAUAGCUUUAAGUUUUAACCAGGUAGCCAAUCCUGUCGCGCGAACCUUCUAAAUCAAUUCCUAAUACAAAUACUAUCUCUAAACUUAGUAAAAUCAGAAAGGUCAUAGUUACUCGCCUAUAGUUGUCUUGUAGUUUACGUUUCUACAAUUAAAUUACAAGUUUAUACACUUCUCAAAGAUGACAAAUACGUUUCUCAAUUACAAAGCAGCCACUCUAUUCCUACUGUCCAUUUUUCCGUGGAUUCAAAAGACUCUGUGUAUAAUUUGCUUCUGUGAAAAACACUGCUCGGAAAAUCAAUCAAGUGGAUCCUGUGAAGUAAAAUCAGGUGGACAUUGCUUCGUGGCCGUGAAAAAUAUUUGGGAACCGGAAAAGGGCGAGUAUAUUCAACAAUGGACAUCCGGCUGCUUGUCAUCAAAGAAAAUAGGUAGUGAAAAAUGCGAGAGUUACUUAAUGCCUCGUCUACAGGGACACCUGAUAAAAUGCUGUAACGAAACAUCAUUUUGUAACAGUCACGAAAUUCGAAUCCGCCCGACCCUUGCCACGAGGAUGACAAUUUCAUCUCAAGCCCUUCUCAUCUUAUCCGUGGCAUCCCUAUCUGUAUCAUUAUUCUUAUUUUCCCUAUCCAUUGUGAUUAUCUAUCAUCGUUAUAGCACGGAUGAUACUAAAGCUUAUCCCACUCCUAAAGCAACUCAAUCAAAUUUACGAGAUUUAAUCGAUCAAAGUAGCGGAUCUGGAUCAGGUCUACAACUCCUGGUAGAAAGGACUAUUGCCAAGCAGCUAACCUUAUUCGAAUGCAUUGGCAAAGGAAGAUACGGAGAAGUUUGGAUGGCUAAAUGGAGAGCAGAUAAAGUAGCAGUGAAAAUUUUCCUCACUUCCGAGGAAUCAGCCUGGUUUAAAGAAAUCGAAAUUUAUAAUACUGUUCUUAUGAUACAUGAGAAUAUUUUAGGAUGUAUCGCUGCGGACAUACAAGGUACUGGAACGUGGACUCAAAUGUUACUCAUUACGGAUUACCACGAGAAUGGUUCUCUCUUUGAGUAUCUUCAAGCUAAAAUUUUGGACAAGACUGCGCUAUUGAAAAUCUGUCUCUCGAUGGCUGCCGGAAUUGCGUAUUUGCACACGGAGAUUUUUGGCACACCAGGAAAACCUGCUCUGGCACAUCGUGAUAUUAAGAGUAAAAAUAUUCUUAUCAAGAGAAACGGCGAAUGUGCCAUUGCUGACUUUGGUCUUGCCGUUCGAUUCUCUAGCAAAAGUGGAACGAUCGAUGCUGUAUCGGAUAUAAGGGUAGGAACUCGACGGUACAUGGCUCCAGAGGUUCUGGAUCAGACUUUGGAUGUGACUUCCUUUAAUGCUUUUAAAAUGGCUGACGUAUAUUCUAUGGGACUUGUACUCUGGGAAGCUUGUAGAAGAUGUACAACGGAUUUUAGGACUUCCGUUGUGGACUUUUACUCUCUACCUUAUCAAGAUGUAGUACCCAGUAAUCCCAGCUUCGAGGAUAUGAAAUUGGUUGUUUGUGUCAAAAGAUUACGGCCACCCAUGCCAACCAGAUGGGAAUCAGAUACGGUCUUGUACUCCUUACGACAAACAAUUCUUGAGUGUUGGCAUCAAGUUCCUGGAGUGCGUUUAACAGCCCUACGGGUACAAUCCCUUAAAGGCAUAAUUCAAUGGAGUGGCUAUUCUGGCGAUUAGGUUAACAGUGAAAUUGGGCUGUUCAAUAGGACGAAAGGUUGUAAACCUGAAUAAUGGAAUCCCAAAUAUCAAACGACACCCUGCUG